CACCCUGGCUGUGGAGCUCAGCCUUCCUGCCUUCAGACGGUGCAGCUGAGGCGCACCGGCACCACGGCUCUCGGCUCCCGGGACCGCACCGCAGCCUGCCCCGCUUCCUCCCCCCACAUCCGCCGGUUCCUCGCCGCUGUCUCCGGGCAUCAGGUUUCCUCGGAGGGGAGAUCAGAGGAGGAAACAUCAGACAGCCACCGGAGAGCUUAAGGACGGACGAUGCCGACGUUAAGAGAACAGCUCAGCAGGACGUCCCAGAAGGAGGCGCACUUUGCAGCAUGAUGUAGUUGUUAUUGGCUCCCUUCAUCCCACUGAUUUACUUGGCUGAGUGUGGACUGAGGAAGCAAUGGAGCAGGCGGAGGAGGACCUGAACCUCUCCUUCCUGCUGGAGCACGAGAGGGAAACCAUCCUGAAGGUGCUGCAAAAAGACGAGAAGCUGAGGAAGCGAGAGGAGAAGAGGAUACGGAAGCUGAAGAAUGAGCUGCUGGAGAUCAAACGGAAAGGCUCCCGCCGGACUCAGGAGCGGGCGGAGCGCGGCGAGCGGCAGUGCGCUCGCUGCCUCAAGACCCUGGGCCUGCUCUUCGACCGGGGGGAUUUCUGUGAGGAGUGCCAGCUGCGCGUCUGCGGCGAGUGCCGCGUCUCCAACCCCGGCUCACGCCAGUGGAGGUGCAGCGUCUGCGCCAAGAUCUCGGAGCUGAAGGUGGUGACCGGAGAGUGGUUCCUGGAGGAGCGGUCCAAGCGCUUCGAGCAGAAGGUGCCGAGCGGCGACGUGAUCAAGCAGACCAUCCUCAGCAGCCCCCUGCCCCCAGAAGAGAAGCCGCCGGAGGACCAGCCAGCUCUGUCUGAGCCAGAGAAACCCGAAGCGCCGCGAUCCACCAGGAGCGCGCUGCACAGCGUCAUCGACGGCGCCCGCAGGAAAGGAAGGAUGAAGAUGGAUAAAAAGGCCAGCCGGCCAAACCUGAAGCCGCAGAACGGAGUGGACGGCGUCAGCGUGAAGUCUGCCUCCGACGGAGACGGCGGAAGCGUCCGGAGCGCUCGCUCCGCUCCGAGUCCUCGUUCCAACAGAGGCGGGGCGGUGGCUCUGGAGUCCUCCGGUUUGCCCGCGGUGCCCAACAACCUGCGAGCCCAAACCCCGGACAAGCCGUCCACUCCCAGCAGCAGCCGGAGGGUCAGGCCCGACGGCGCGGAGAGCGUGGCCAGCUUACGCUCCAGCGACGGCGCGUCGGAGAGGAAAGACGGCGGCGCCCCGUCCAUCUCGGUGUCCCGGGCCUCCGUCUCAUCGGAUCACAGCCGCUCGGAGAUGGACCUGUCCGCCCCCGGGUCUGAGCCCAGCGACGACGCCCUCAGCCUCAGAAGCCGCUCCGUUCCCGGACUCAACGAAACGGAGUUUUCUGACGACGACGCCGAGGAAGACAUCGACGCCCUGAUGUCGGCCCACAGCCAGUCCCCCGGCCGGCGCCUCAGCAGCGCCGUGUCCACGUCGUCGACCCCCGGCUCAGAGCGGCGGUGGGGGUACCUCAACGUCCCCGACUCGGACGCUGAGACUAGCAGCAUAAACAGCAUGAUGAGCAUGUACAGCGAGACCGGUGACUAUGGCAACGCCAGGGUGAGCGGCGAGAUCCUGCUCAACAUCAGCUACAGCUACAAAACCGGCGCCCUCAACGUCCUGGUGAAGGAGUGCCACAACCUGGCAACCGGGGACGAGAGGCGGCAACGCACAGACGCCUACGUGAAGACGUACCUGCUGCCGGACACGUCCCGGCAGAGCAAGAGGAAGACCAGCAUCAAGGCCAACACCAUCAACCCCGUCUUCAAUGAGAAUCUGAGGUAUGUGAUCAGCCACUCGCAGCUGGAGACACGAACCCUGCAGGUGUCCGUGUGGCACCACGACCGCUUCGGACACAACAGCUUCCUGGGGGAGGUGGAGCUGACCUUUGACUCCUGGGAGUUUGAUUCCCAGAUGGAGGACUGGUACACUCUGCAGCCGAAGCAGAUGGAGAGCUGUAUGGACUCCACCAUGCAGUACAAAGGGGAGCUGACGGUGGUGCUGAAGUACAUUCCUGCAGAGAAGAACCUCAUGCUGCCUCUGGACCAAGUACAAGUGAAGAAGAGUUUCCUGAGAGGGAAGAAGACGAGCAGCUUCACCCUGCCUAAAGGGGGCAUGGUGGAGCUGCUGGUCAAAGGAGCCAAAAACCUGACGGCUGUCAAGUCCGGAGGAACCUCGGACCCGUUCGUCAAAGGGUACCUCCUGCCUGACAGCAACAAGUCGACCAAGCACAAGACGGCGGUGGAGCGUCGCACCGUCAACCCGCAGUGGAACCACACCUUCACCUACUGCGGCCUGCAGCCCGGCGACCUCAACAACGUCUGCCUGGAGCUCACCGUGUGGGACAAAGAGGCUCUGGCCAGCAACGUCUUCCUGGGGGGGGUCCGGCUGGGGGCCGGCACGGGCAAGAGCUACGGGAACGAGGUGGACUGGAUGGACUCGUACGGGGAAGAGCAGCGGCUGUGGCAGCGCAUGAUCGAGAACCCAGAAGUCCCUCACGAGUGCACGCUGAUGCUGCGGUCCAGCAUGCGCAGGCGCAGCACAUGAGCCGGACGGACGCGGCGCAGGCCGGCGGCGGGACAGAGGAGAAUAACAGAGGGGGGAAGAGAUAUGGGAAAGAAGUGGGAGUUGGAGGGGCCAAGGAAAAUAGAGAAGAGGAAGGAAAAAAAAAACCUGCCCUCUUCUUUCCCGCUCGAUCCUUCUGUCUGCAGCAGCCAGUCAUGCCUUACGCUCAUCCACGUGUGGCCCUCCGCCGUUAAUGGAAGCCACGUGUUGUACCGCCCCGCGAGCACACGCCGGCUCCCGGCGCGUCCGUCCUCGUCUCCGAGGGCCGUUUCUGCAUGUAGCCGCGGCCCUGCGCCGCCGUCAGCGACGUGCGAACAUUCCCUUUAUUAGCGAGCGACGUGAAGCACAUGUGACGCUGAGACCCGUCUCCUCAUGAAGAGUAGAGUCCCGAGGUGGAAAGUGACCGCUCCUUGUACUGCUCCCAUUCUGGCGCUGGGAGGACUCACAUGCUGUAUAAUCACUGAAGAGGCAGCUUUUCUAUUCACUUCAGAACAUUACAAAGCCUCUGAUGAUCUUUUCUUUCUGCCUAAACCUUCCUGAUUGUAAUGAAACUGUCAUUACUGGCCUCUCUAGAAAAAAAUGAUAAUGAGACAAUCAUUACAACUCAUAGAAGCAGCAGGACGUUAGAAAUAUUGAGUAAAUUUGGUGAAGUCACUUAUCGAAGGUGUGAUUUGUGUCAUUGUCGAUUAAUGCACCGAAAUCGACUCGAACUAACCAAACUGCCAAAAACUAAACCAUCCUGUUCAUUUCUUUUCGUCCUAGCCCCUCCAGCAUCAUGAUACCACUUUCUACAAUAAGAUGGUGCCGUGAGGAAAAAACCAACAUUCAAUACAAACGUCAGAACAGGGCGUCGCCGAUUGCUUCCUGAUUGCAAACUGCCAGGAACUGAAGCGCAUUGAAAUUUGUGCUGCUGUUGUGGGAUUCUUAGAAAUGAUGUAAACAAUGAUUUACCACGAAACGCCUCCUGUUAACCUUCUCAUGUUAGCAUAAGGUUUGCCGCUUUGCCUGGAAAAAGCUCCUCUUGCUCGGUUAGCGCACAAUGUGACAAAUGUGCUGCAAAUAACACAAAAUUUAGACAUCAUUUUUUUAACUAUAAACCAUGAAAUAGACCUGAUAUUCCUUAGUUUUAAAGUUGAUUUGAUGAUAAACAAAUGUGUCAUAAUUAGUGUGACAUUUGUUAUUUUUCAGCUUUAAAUCUUUGAAUUACCCUUUAAAAGGUUCCCUUUUGAGAAUUUUAGUGAGUGACUUUUAAAGGUUAAGGAGGACUUGAAUUGGGCUGUAUCAGCUGACGAUCCUCCAACUUCUCCUCAAAGGUUGGAGGAUUUCCUUCGAGAUAACCGGAGGGGCAUAAAAGACAAUUUUUGACAUUUUCUAUAAACUUGCAUUUGCUUGUGUGGAUUUCUGCUGAUACUGUGAAAUUUCAAUUUGACUUUUUGAUUAAUUUUGUGUUUAUUCCUGCACUUCCUUGUUAAAGGUAUAGCAAUUUGUGUUCAGAUCUGUUGCUACUUUGUGUUUUUAUGAACUAAUUGAAACUAAGAAGUGUGUAGAAUGACUCACUGCACCAUCUUGUGGUUGAAAGUGGUAUUGCAGAUGUUAAUUGAGCUUUUUCUCGGUUGGUAACUUCAGUGGAUUUCUUUAAAAUUGGUUAUUUUUAACUUAAAAAAAGAAAAAGAAGAAACACAUUCACAUGUACUGUUAGAUUGCAUGGAUCCUCCGUGACAUGAAAAGAACAGUACUCGGAUAAAGUUAUUUUCCACCCUUGGUUUUCAUAGGAAUAAAAAAAAAACAAACUGUAGCACAAAAACUAGACAAAGUGCAAACUUAGACUAGCUUCAAUGUAAAUGAGCCUAACACUGUAUCAGUGUGGUCCUAGAAACUGCAUGGUAUUAGACGAACCCGAGGUAGAAGAACAAAAAAAAAAGAGGUGACGAUAAAGCACUGAUACUGACAUCCCUUCACCUGUAGAGGAAGGUGUGAUGUGAAGAAGUCCUGCAUGUUGAAGAGUGUCGGGGCUCCGAGGCGCGCUGCCUUCAUCUCGGGGGGGGGGGGGUGACCCCUUCCCAUCCCUCCAGUAAUGAGCGGGAGAGAGUCAGACAGCGACCUGGCCUCUGUGGCCUGGAGGGGGCGCUCCGCCAGACUCCGUCCUGAGAUGAAUCACUUCACAGAAGCAGUUCUCCAGUCGAACCGACCAGUUUUCCUGUGGAAUGCCAAUGUUUGGUCCUUGGCAAAGCGGUGUGCUGCGAGCCGCCCAAAGCGGCGGCGGCGGCGGCGGUGCGGCGCCGCGUGUCCGACGAGCUGCAGCGAUGCCCGAUCACUGAAGGAGCUCUUGGUGUGCAGCAUGUACUUUCUCUGUUGUGUCUGGUUUCAAAGCAUCAAUAUCACAUUUUUCAAGCAUAUUUUGUCCCAAAUGUGUAACGAGAAUAUUUUGAAAUAAACACAUCUUUCCAUAGACUG
Messenger RNA from Salarias fasciatus (jewelled blenny), 5065 nucleotides. RefSeq names its product synaptotagmin-like protein 5. Lineage: Eukaryota; Metazoa; Chordata; Actinopteri; Blenniiformes; Blenniidae. Gene Ontology annotation, cellular component: exocytic vesicle; plasma membrane. The coding region runs from base 347 to 2593 and encodes 748 amino acids. The transcript is spliced from 18 exons. The record is from RefSeq and is a predicted model, not a curated record. Gene Ontology annotation, molecular function: small GTPase binding; neurexin family protein binding; phospholipid binding. Gene Ontology annotation, biological process: intracellular protein transport; exocytosis.